AUGGAAGAGGGAAUGCAAGUGGAUCCGCCGCCGCGAGCUCCACAAUCGGUGAAAGAAGAAGAAGAAGCGGAGGAGAGUCCGGAUUCGGACGAAACGACGGUAAAAAUGAGGACUGUGGCAGAAAUAUGGCAAAGUCGAAUUUUUAGCAGCCGCGAGAACGAGAACCGCAUCCGGGAGUCGUUUUGGAGUCGAAGACGCGGAUAAAUAUUACCGUCAAGAAAUUGCAUGUAAGGAUGCGUUUUUUGCGACGAAAAACUAGAAACUUCGGGGGAAAACGUGGAAGCAUUUUCUCGAAGAUUACAACGAUCUAGUGGGUCCAAAUGUUCUUUUUUGCUAUCUAGAGCCAGAAAGGAACCAUUUUGAAGCGAAUUGCUGUUUAGGCCUAUUUGAGUUGCAUUUUCUCGAAGAUUAGGAGGUUUCAGUGGGUCCCAUUGUGUUUUUUGACAUCUACAGACACAUUAGAAGCAUUCUGGAGCAAAUUGAGCAAAAAAGGUUUUUCAAGGAGUUUGAACUUUUUUCCAUCACAUUAGUAUGCGAAAAUUUUCACAUUACCUGAAAAAUGUUUUUUGAUCAAUUUGCUGUAGAACGUUUCUACUGUGUCUGUAGAUGUCAGAAAACACAAUGAGACCCUCUGAUACCCUCUAAUCUUCGAGAAAAUUCAACUCAAAGAACUCUGAAAUGCACAUUUGCAUUCGUUUUUAAGCUCCCACUGUAUUUUUUCCAUCUAAAGCAACUAUAAAAUCUUUGCAAACCUAAUUGAGCAGAAUUCCACAUACAUUAGGAAAAAUGUUGCUUUAUUUCCUUUGAAAUGCUUGUAUUGCUGCUCUAGACAUCAAAAAGCGCUAUUUAAACGAUAAAAUUGUUGUUUUUGAGGUGUGCGGCGAGUGGAAGUGGAUCCAGGGCAGCGAGGACACGUGCGGCAUCUGCCGGAUGGAGUUCGAGUCGGCGUGCAACGCGUGCAAGUUCCCCGGCGACGACUGUCCGCUCGUUCUCGGCACUUGCCGUCACGCUUUUCACCGCCACUGCAUCGAGAAAUGGAUCGCGGCGCCGUCGAAUCAGCCGAAGGCGCAGUGUCCGUUAUGCCGUCAGGACUGGCAACUCGUCGAACCUGCGCACUAA
Molecule: messenger RNA, 1119 nt
Organism: Caenorhabditis sp. 36 PRJEB53466
Lineage: Eukaryota; Metazoa; Nematoda; Chromadorea; Rhabditida; Rhabditidae
Source: the annotation of a GenBank genome assembly